Molecule: messenger RNA, 1425 nt
Organism: Closterium sp. Yama58-4
Lineage: Eukaryota; Viridiplantae; Streptophyta; Zygnematophyceae; Desmidiales; Closteriaceae
Source: the annotation of a GenBank genome assembly
AUGUCCAUCCAUCAUCUCCCCCCCCCUCCAGUUGACCCCGUGGUAGCCUCCUCUACCGCCACCCCCAUGGUGCUGAGUGGCUCGGCGCUGACCUCUGCUGGCAGCGCGCUGCUGCUGACCCCCAAGGCCAACGCCACCUGGGGCACGGCCUUCACAGCCGCGCCUCUCCCCCUCUUCUCCUACUUCAACACCAAGGCCACAUGCGGUUACCAGUUCGCCUUCAACGUAUCCCUUGCCUUCUCUCUCGACCCGGACUCAGAGGCGGGCGGGGAUGGGCUCGUGUUUGUCGUCACUGCGGCGCUGCCAGACCGGCUGGGAGGGGUGGGGAAGCGGAGUGUGGCGGUGGAGUUUGACUCGGUGCUGAGUGUGAAGCACGGAAACCCCAACGACAACCACGUGGGUGUCAAUGUGGGCGGCUCACCUGUGUCCCUCGCCUCUGCCACGGCCCCUCUCAUCCUCAACGACGCCCACACCAAGCACGCCUGGAUCCACUACGACCCCACCAGCGGCGGCACCCUCCGAAUCUUCCUCUCCUCCGACCCCGACCAGCCCCCCAUCCCCAUCUUGCGAGCCCGAGUGUCGCUCUGCUCCAUCCUGCAGCCCAAGGCCUCUGCUGCUGCAUUCUAUGUCGGCUUCACAGCCUCGUCCACCGCCGGCCCACAAGCACACUCCGUCCUCAACUGGACCUUCACUGCAGGUGUGUCCCUCUCUGGCUCUCAGUCAGCUAUGUGCCCCUUAGCACUCUUUCCUUCUCCAAAUUUUCAACACGCUUUCUCCUUCCCACCAGACCUGGCGUUGGGGUUUGUGAUGGACGAGGACUCCUUCUCAUCGCAGGGCUUCAACGCCGCCUUCCACUACGCCAGUGCGGGAUUUGACCCCGCGCAGGACAACAGCCCAGCCACGAUAGCUGCAAGAUAUGGCUCAGAGUUGAGACGUGACACACUAAGCAAGGGAGAGGAGGGGAUUCUUGAGAUGCGAGGACCGGAUGGGUCACAUGCAGCCAGUCAUGGAGAGAGAUUAAUGCUCAAACUGGUGGCAGCGGUGGAAGCAGCCCACAGGAUUGCGAGUAACUCGCCACAGCCCCCCGUGUUGUCGGUGGAGCAGCUUCGCCCCGCCCUCUCCUCCAACUGCGACGGUGGCUCGCCCACCAAGGCGCUGCAGUUCCUCCUCAACGCCACUGUUCAGGGCAAGGGCUUGGUGGAGCAUGCAGUGUACUCCCAGCAAAUGGCUCGUCAAAGAAGAUCGUUGGCGACCACCAAGUACUAUGGCAUCCGGGGCAUCGAGCGCACGGGGUUCUACGGGUGGUUUGGGCUCAUGCUGGCAGUGCAGCGCCAGCCUGUUAUUGUGCACAUCGAGGCGUCCGCACCCUCCUUCCAAGACUACGAUGGGGUAAGGCACCCUCCUUCCAAGACUACGAUGGGGUAA